AUGUUUUGGUCGAUAUCAUUCUUGCUAACGCUCGUGGUUUACUCGUGCGCAAUUAUUCUCACCAAUAUUACGGUCGACGACAAUGAUGCCUCUAUAAGCUACACGGGACGAUGGGACGGAGUAAAUGCGCACCCAUCCUCUCUUAAUUAUGGGGAAUAUCAUACUGUGACCGAAGAUCCUCAAGCAAAAGCCGUCUUCACCUUUACAGGCAUCGCGGUGUACUACAUUAGUUCAUUAUGGCCAUAUCUGGUGGACUCUUAUGUCUCGCUGGAUGGAGCAACUCCCGUCUAUGUCAAUUUGACGGUCCCACCAGGAAUGCCAUACGACGUUGCUGAAAUUGGCAGCGAGGUCAUUAUGUGGAAGGCGAUUUGGGGCGCACAAAACCUGUGCAACACAGUACAUACCCUCACCGUUACUCGAGGAACGACCCAUGGCAUCGUCGACGCUUUCAGAUAUACUACAGUUCGUGAAGAGAAUUCUCCCAAUACAACCUCUGGCUCCUCAUCCUCUGCCACGAAUCAUCCGGGCUCUCCCUCAGCCAGUGCCAAUGAACAACCAACUACGCUGCAAUCUAAAUCCAGUAUAAAUAUAUACGCUAUUGUAUUUUCAACCGUCGGCGCACUCCUGCUGUCUGCCCUCGUCUUCAUCGUUUGGAAAAGAAACAGACACCGCAUUCAAGCAACAGACCGAGCCCUAGACACUACAAACAACAUCGCUUCCAACUCGGUUGUACCCUACACUUACGUGGUGCCCGCCUCGCGCAAAGAGAUACCUCUGCCAGGGAAGACACCCACCACCCGGGCCUACGAGGAUCACAAACACCUAGCAGUCUCCGUACAAGUUCCUUCAAUUCCGCGUAUAUACAUUCUCUUCCACCGCAGAUGA
Molecule: messenger RNA, 885 nt
Organism: Serendipita indica DSM 11827
Lineage: Eukaryota; Fungi; Basidiomycota; Agaricomycetes; Sebacinales; Serendipitaceae
Source: the annotation of a GenBank genome assembly